Messenger RNA from Rhagoletis zephyria (snowberry fruit fly), 2394 nucleotides. RefSeq names its product DNA-binding protein Ets97D (gene Ets97D). The record is from RefSeq and is a predicted model, not a curated record. Gene Ontology annotation, molecular function: DNA-binding transcription factor activity, RNA polymerase II-specific; sequence-specific DNA binding. Gene Ontology annotation, cellular component: nucleus. Gene Ontology annotation, biological process: regulation of transcription by RNA polymerase II; cell differentiation. Lineage: Eukaryota; Metazoa; Arthropoda; Insecta; Diptera; Tephritidae.
UGCUUUGGUUUGACAUUUAACUUGGGUUGACAUUUCAACUUGGUAUAGAAAAAUUUCGCUCAUCAAUUAAAUUAAAUGGGAGUAAAUAGACUAUAAAAAGUGCUAAGUUUAAAGAGAUGCAAAAUUUAUUACAAAUUUUGAGCAGAAUAGAAUGGAAACAGAUGAUUUGUCGCAUUUAACUGAAGACUAUAGGUUGGAACACACAGAUUUGGAUAACGAAAUGUCGAAUGAAAUGUUUCAACAUAACUUAUAUUUGGAUGACCAGGAGGUGGAUGAAAAUGAGCCAGACGAUGUUAUCAUUUUACAUAUGGACAUACGUGAGCCGCUACGGGCUUUGCAAAAACUGGCCGAAAAGAAAAUUGGCAUGAAUCUAAAGGGUUACAAAUUCUAUUUGCAAGACACGCAGGAGUUGGAACCGCAUAAAAAUCUUGUAGAUCAGUGCGUAAAAGGCGAAGGACUUGUACAAAUUAAUGUACAGAUACAAACGACAGAACAGCAUAUAAAUAUAGUGGAUGUUUUGAAACCAACAGAGGCGGCGUUGGCCGCUUUGGCUGCUGAAGAAACCAAAAAUUCUGAGAAGAAUGAAGAUUCCGAGAAGAAGCCAUGUCUCAACUGGGUUUUAGACAAUAAAUUCAAAAAAGAACAAACUCGGCUUAAGAUACCAGAAGAUCCUAACGAGUGGACAAUCGCUCAAGUGAAGCAUUGGUUUCAAUGGGCUAUACGACAGUUUGAGUUGAGCGGUGUCAGCAUGAGUGAUUGGCACAUGACUGGAAAAGAACUUUGCUCCUUAACGCAUGAAGAAUUUCGCCAAAAGCUGCCACGAGACCCAGGGAAUGUUUUCUGGACCCACUUACAGCUACUCAAGGAAUGUAAAUUCGUUUCAAUUGUACAUAAAAUAGUUGAGGAUCGUGGAAGUUCUGCCGGUGGCGCAAAGGUAACUUCCAAUCCUGCUGGUUCGUUGCCGACGCCAAUGAAAGAAAUGAAAAUAAUGCGCAAAACUAGCGUAAGCGCAACAAAGAGCUACUCGCCUUUACCUUUGGACGGUUCAUCUACAUUCACUGUACUCAGCAACAGCAACAGCGGUGGCAGUGGCAGUGGCAGUUCUGGCGGUAUCGGCAAUAGUUAUAGUGGCAUAGGUUCAGGUAAUAAUGGCCAAGUACAACUGUGGCAAUUUCUACUCGAAAUUCUCACCGACCGUGAGCAUAGGAACAUCAUACAAUGGGUUGGCAUCGAGGGUGAAUUUAAACUUAUCGACCCGGAGUGUGUGGCACGUCUAUGGGGUAUUAAAAAGAAUAAGCCCGCAAUGAAUUAUGAAAAGCUAUCACGAGCAUUGCGUUAUUACUAUGACGGCGAUAUGAUAUCAAAAGUAUCGGGCAAGCGCUUUGCCUAUAAGUUCGAUUGUGAUUUAAAGCUGUUGAUUGGUUAUGAUGCAGCAGAGCUAUCACAAUUAGUAAAUGAGAAAACUUUUCUGGAUGAGUCGAUGUAUUUCAAACAUGAAACAUUGCAAGAUGAAUUUAAACAACUAACAGACGAUGGGUGACAUGAUGGCGAAUGCGCCGAAUUCAGAGUGAAAACAGAACCAGUUUGCACGCUGGAAAUAGAGCCUUACCUCGUGUGCGAAGAGGAAGAUGAAGACGAAGAGGAAGAGAAUAAUUAAUUUAUGAAUUGCGUUUUGAUUUCUUAUUUAGUUUUUUACUGUGACAAAAUAUUUUAUUUACAUUAUUGGUAUUCCAUCUAUGGCGUUCAUAACAUACGAAAAAAUAUAAUUUCACCAUUUUAUUUAAAUUAUAAAAAAAAAUUAUUUGUUCUUGUUAUUGCUAUUAUUUGUUGGCGGUUUUUAUUUAUUUAUUUUUUUAAUAUUUUUGUUAAAAUUGUAUGCUUUAUUCACAUGCAACGCCAGCUUAAUAAACCUUAGGUUUAAGUUCGUUAUGUUUUUAUUGACUAGUCCAUUUUUUAAAGUUUCACAUUUCUUUUAACUUGCUUGUGAAAAUAAGGCAUCUCAUUUUUUACGAAUUCUAAAACUAACACUACUUAGAUUUACGAAUUAUGCUAGGAAUGUUUUGCUAGGCUCUCUAGCUUGUCUAAGCAAAUUUCUAGGCUACUUUGUUCGUUGCUUGGCGGCAACUGGGCGGCGUUUAUAAUAAUUUAUUUGUUCGUAGGUGCUUUUCUUAUUUUCCUUUAAAUAUUUUACUACUUUAUGACAAAAUUUUAAUGCAGUUUACGCAUCCAAAAGCAAUAGUUCCACUAGCAUGGAACAGCUAGAAGCGUAUAUAGACAUAUGCAGGCAUUUGUAAAUGCAUCUUUGUGACAUAAUAUUGCACACCGUCUUCAAAAUAGUCACAACUCAAAAUAAUACGUUUGCCAGAAUAUGCGAAAAGCUAUUUCUUAGCACAU